Messenger RNA from Hyaloscypha bicolor E, 2243 nucleotides. RefSeq lists its product as uncharacterized. Bases 183 to 2150 code for a protein of 655 amino acids. Gene Ontology annotation, biological process: regulation of DNA-templated transcription. The transcript has 4 exons. Gene Ontology annotation, molecular function: DNA binding. The record is from RefSeq and is a predicted model, not a curated record. Lineage: Eukaryota; Fungi; Ascomycota; Leotiomycetes; Helotiales; Hyaloscyphaceae.
CAAGACCGCAUCUUCUGCUAUAUUCAACUAACAACUCAGAUUGACAUUCUCCUCUGCAGCUUCUUCUCCAGAUUCCGUGGCCAUAUUCCAUUUCCUCCAUUUCUUUUAAUUCAAUCUUCGGCACUUCAAUGGCUCCCAUUCCGAGUAAUUUCUUCUGCAAUCAAUUAUGAUCCAAUAAAAUCAUGUCUCGGCGGGUCCUGGAACUUGACACACUCCAUCUGACCGUUCCGGACCACCUUCUGAAGCUGUCCGUCGUCUCUGCCGCUGACAUUCGGAUUCCACGGAGCAUCUCCAGCCUAGAAGACUCUGCGCUCGUCAAAGCACUGACAUCAGGAAGUUUGUGGGUAUCUCGUGGCGUAGCAUGCCGUCUCGACGUUCAGGUUCUCCUCAACGGUAAGCCAUUGGACAAAGAUGGGCGUGUCAACCUCCUGGAGAGUUUGGGGUACCGACUUCGUGAUGCUCAACUUUGGUCUUUACUAUCGCUGUCGGCUUCUCUUGAUGUUUGGCGGGGCGAUGGCACGGUGGACUCGGUACCUGGCCUCUCGAUCAAUGUCAACCAUGGCUUGCAGACUCCGACCCCACCAACCCGACAUCGAGCAUGGGUACUGGAUACUUUCGAUAUCAAGCCCCCAGAUAGCGUCCUUUGUGCCGAGUUCGAAAGGAUGCAAAUCCAGUUCGAUUUUCUCGAGAUUCGAAAGAAGACAAAACCUAUCAAAAGGGUCAAGACCAAUGCAGAACAAUUUGAUAUCGAGGAAGAGAUGCUGCUGGAUCUUGCUCCGAGUUUGAAAGGACAUGGGAAUGUGGAUGAGUUGGUCCAUGCCGUUGCAAGGAUGGGAGACCUCCCCACCGUAAUAUCACGAUGCUUCGAACCAAAGUUGGAGAUUUGGGACGAGCCUGGUAUUAUUCAGAAGUCUCCUUUGCCUUACUCGACACAACAUCAAGAUCCGCCCAUAACUGGGCUAGGACAUUAUAUUAUUGAGCAAAAUGGGAAGGUUAGUGGAAGCAAGAACGGGCGGACACGGCACCCAACGGCCACAAUUGAAAUUUUGAAUGCAUGGCUCCAGGCGAAUAGAGACAACUUGCACCCUUCUAAUACACAGACAGUGGAAAUUAUGAACAGGACUGGUCUAAGGAGCACCCAGGUCAAAAAUUGGUUCAAGUAUCAACGAAGAAAGAUCCGAAAAGACUGUGCAGUCCCCGAAGACCAAAUGCUGCUAGCGCAGGGGGAAGACGGUGCAUCCGCACGGCAAGUGGUUGAUCGGGAGGAGGAUGACAUGCUAUUCUCACCAGCCACCGACAAUACGCCUUCUCUCACAUCUCAAUCCUCCUCCGUUGCUUCAUCUGCUCUCUCUACCGGCGAGAAAGAGCUGGCACUCAAGCGUCCAUCUCCAGAUGACGAUACGGUGUUACUGGACAAGUUAAAAGCUUGCGACCUUGGAGAAGCCGCAAUUCAUAUAUUGACCAGCGGGUACGUUAGUCGUGGCUUACGAGGACCUGGCGGCAUCCAGGUCGAGAAGCCCCCUCCCAUUUUGUCAUUGGCCCGCCUAGCACCUUCUACUUUUUGUCCAGGGUUCAAAGAGUCCAUGGCACACAACGCCCAUUUCCUUCUAUCAAUAUCCCAUGCCAUCUCUGUCUCUUGGCCCCGAAAUAUUCAAUCACCAACUCUGAGAGAGAAACUCCUCAGAUUAGAACAUUCUCGUACUUCGUCACUAACAAACGAAAGCCGGAUUGAAGAUUGGGGGCAAGGAGCAACGGCGCGACUAACAGCGGUCGUGCAAUCGAGAUUAUGGGGCAUGAUGCAAAGGAAAUUAUACGACCCGUCCGAUACCGCGAAGAUAUGGAGGAAGACCUCGCUGCAGGAUAAUCCAGUCCAGGAGGAUGAAUGUCCCGAUUUACUCGAGACAAUGGGAGAGCCAGACGAGAUGGGAGAUCAAGUGGCCACAAAACGUGACGACUUUGAUGAGGAUGACGCCGAUGAGUUUGACGAUCUACUUUCCAGGGAUGACGAUGACUUAUUGGAGUAUAUGGAGGAGCGUGAGAGAUUAUCUGUUGAGCGUGAGACGGAGGAAAUGCUUUUCGGAAGUGGAUGGGAUGAAGACGAUGCAUAUUUGUUAGAUGAUGAAGCUGGAAGCGAUGCUAUGCUUCUGUAGAUACAAUGAAAGAUCUACGUUUCAGUGGCCGCGUUCCCCGCCAUUCGGGUUCCAGGUCUCCCUUACCAAAAUUAAUAGAGAUGAAGUCAGUCC